Linum trigynum is the source of this 234-nucleotide messenger RNA. Lineage: Eukaryota; Viridiplantae; Streptophyta; Magnoliopsida; Malpighiales; Linaceae. The record is from the annotation of a GenBank genome assembly.
AUGUUGACUACGCAAGCAAGCGAGUCAUGCAAUGCACAAGUUCGACUUUCUUUGAAACGGAGGCAUGAUUUUGACUUGUAUUUCAUUCACUUAAGUAGUUUGUUGGCUGAAAAAAGACGCAAAGAGACUGAGUCAGACUACAAUGGGAAAAAGUCAUUUCCCCAUAUAAUUUUGGAGCAUAGCUCGAUCCUCCAACAUGCGGCAAAGAUCUUUACUCCUAACCUAUGCAGUUAA